CGCACCGUUGCCGCUGCCCCGACCUCACUGGAACGUGGAUCCACCCCGUUCCCGUUCCCGUUCCCGGUAGGUGGUUAGCGCGCCCGUCGAGGAGCAGUGUCUCUCACGAGACUGCUAGCUUUACUUGCCGCUGCCGCGCUGCCCCGGCAAGCAAGCAAAGCAAGCGGAGCCUGCCGAGAUUCGAUCCCCCGCCUCCCCGCCGCGGCGCAAGUGCAACCACCACCAACCUCCCGAGAUCACGAGACCGCACCACACCCCCCCAGCUUAGCCGUGGGAGCUCGAGAUCUGAGCUGAGGCGCGCUCCGCUCCUCUCUGCUCUGCUCUGCUCUGCUACGCUUUGCCUUUGCUGGCCCCCAAUGCCGCGAGCAGGAGGAUCAACGGAGGCGGCGGCGGUGAGUCGGUAAUACUACCGUAGUCUCGGGAAAUGAGGCCGCGGCGGCACUCGUACGGCAGGGGCGGCAGGAGCGCGGCGGCGGCGGUGCUGCUCGUGCUGUGCCUCUGCGUCACCGGCGUCUUCCUCCUCCUGCUGCACGGCUCCUCCCCGCCGCUGGAUGCGGACGAAGCGAAGGACCAGGCGGCCGCGGCAGGAGGGGGGAGGCACGAGGAGCCGGUGGUCCUGGCCGAGGUGGAGGAGGCGCCGCUGCCGCCGGGGAACGCCAGGGUCGCCUUCCUCUUCAUCGCCCGCAACCGCCUCCCGCUCGACCUCGUCUGGGACGCCUUCUUCCGCGCUGACAAUGAGGGAAGGUUCUCCAUCUUCGUGCACUCGCGGCCGGGAUUCGUGCUCACCCGCGCCACCACCCGCUCCCGCUUCUUCUACAACCGGCAGGUCAACAACAGCGUCCAGGUGGAUUGGGGGGAGGCGAGCAUGAUCGAGGCCGAGCGCAUCCUUCUCAGCCAUGCACUCAAGGAUCCCUUCAAUGAGCGCUUCGUUUUUGUGUCCGACAGCUGUGUACCAUUGUACAAUUUCAACUACACUUAUGACUACAUAAUGUCUGCAUCAACCAGCUUUGUGGACAGUUUCGCCGAUACAAAACAGGGCAGGUACAAUCCACGAAUGGACCCAAUCAUUCCGGUGGAGAAUUGGAGAAAAGGCUCACAGUGGGCUGUGCUGAUUAAAAAGCAUGCUGAAGUUGUGGUUUAUGAUGAUGUGGUGUUGCCAGAAUUCAAGAAGCAUUGCAGGAGAAGGCCCUUACCAGAGUUCUGGCGGGACUGGGAUAAACCUAUUCCUGCUGAGGCAUGGAAGGCACAUAACUGCAUACCAGAUGAGCACUAUGUUCAAACAUUGCUUGCACAAAAUGGGCUUGAAGAAGAGCUUACGCGGAGAUCAGUUACACAUAGUGCAUGGGAUCUAUCAUCUUCUAAAGAUCGUGAAAGGCGUGGAUGGCAUCCUGUAACAUACAAAGUCUCUGAUGCUACACCCGCACUUAUUAAAUCCAUUAAGGAUAUUGAUAAUAUAUAUUAUGAGACCGAAUAUAGAAAGGAGUGGUGCACAAGUAAUGAGAGACCAGCACCUUGCUUCCUCUUUGCAAGGAAGUUUACACGUGGAGCCGGUCUGAAGCUUCUUAACUCUUCAUUUAUAGCAGCAAGAUGAUGAGUAUAUAUAUAGUCCAGGAGACAUCUGCCAUGAAAAAGGUUUCUCCCUCGCAAGCAGAAUACUGCCAGUUUGCAUAUACCUAAAGGAAAGGGGUGGAGGGGACAGAAAAUAGCAGAGAUUUUUUGCGUGUGUUAGAUAUAAUUUGUUGCACUCUAGGAAGUACAAUAGGUGUUGUGAAGAGAUAAACUUAUGCUUCAUAUAGCGCUAGGUUAGUACACAUGUUAGCUCACAGCUCAGCUCAGCAUUGUAACUGGAACUGUAAGCAACUAUCCACAGCUGAAUCUGGAAGAACCAAUUAAGUUUCAUUCUUGAGGAAA
This is a messenger RNA of Hordeum vulgare subsp. vulgare (domesticated barley), 1911 nucleotides long. RefSeq names its product glycosyltransferase BC10-like. The record is from RefSeq and is a predicted model, not a curated record. The transcript is spliced from 11 exons. Gene Ontology annotation, molecular function: glycosyltransferase activity. Lineage: Eukaryota; Viridiplantae; Streptophyta; Magnoliopsida; Poales; Poaceae. Gene Ontology annotation, cellular component: membrane. The coding region runs from base 425 to 1591 and encodes 388 amino acids.